Tripterygium wilfordii is the source of this 1195-nucleotide messenger RNA. RefSeq names its product haloacid dehalogenase-like hydrolase domain-containing protein Sgpp. NCBI's taxonomy places the organism in Eukaryota, Viridiplantae, Streptophyta, Magnoliopsida, Celastrales, Celastraceae. The coding region runs from base 178 to 933 and encodes 251 amino acids. The record is from RefSeq and is a predicted model, not a curated record. The transcript is spliced from 5 exons.
GCGUUGGCUUCUUUUCUCUUGAUUCUCUGCACAUAUUCUUAUUCCUUUUUUGGAUUCUUAUUAAACCCCACGCGAUUCGAUCUCUUCUGCAAUACAUUUGGAGGUGAGGUGACUCUGAAAUCGUAGCAGCUACAGAGGAAAUUUUUCUUCGAAAUUUUUGGGGGUAACCAUCGAAGGAUGACGAUUUCUUCCAGUGAAAGCUCUGUUGACAGUAAAAGUUGUCUUUCAAAGCUUUCUCCACUGCAAGCUGUGUUGUUCGAUGUUGAUGGAACUCUAUGUGAUACAGAUCCCCUCCAUUACUAUGCCUUCAGAGAAAUGCUUCAAGAGAUUAAUUUCAAUGGCGGGGUCCCCAUUACUGAGGAAUUCUUCAUCGAAAAUAUUGCUGGAAAGCAUAAUGAGAAGAUUGCCCCAUUUCUAUUUCCCGAUGAUGUGCAACGAGGUUUGAAAUUCCUGGAUGAUAAGGAAGCGAUGUUUCGAAGGUUGGCCUCUCAACAAAUUACACCUAUAAACGGUCUAUAUAAACUGAAGAAAUGGAUUGAGGAUCGUGGGUUCAAAAGGGCUGCAGUUACUAAUGCUCCCAGGCCAAAUGCUGAACUCAUGAUAUCAGCCCUCGGCCUCUCUGAUUUCUUUGAGGCGGUCAUUGUUGGUGAUGAAUGUGAGCAGGCCAAACCACAUCCAGAACCCUACUUGAAGGCUCUUGACGUGCUCAAGGUUUCAAAGGAUCACACAGUCAUUUUUGAGGAUUCUUUUUCAGGUAUAACAGCUGGAGUGGCAGCUGGGAUGCCUGUUGUUGGUUUAUCCACCAGAAAUCCGGAAAAUUUGCUGAUGGAAGCAAAACCUACCCUUCUUAUCAAAGACUAUGAAGAUCCGAAAUUGUGGGCAGCAUUGGAAGAGCUCGAUAAGAAGGGAGGUGUAGAGACAGCUACCAACUAAAUGUUACAAGUUUUCGCAUAUAGUAUGAAGCUUAUAGAUCUCUUCAGCAACAGUUCAGUUGAAUAAUUCUGUUCAAGACCGGCCUCUAUAUUCCUCAUGAUGAGUUGCCGGGCAUUUGAUGUCAGGUUAGUUUUGUCAGAUGUUAAAUUGGUUUAUAGGCAUAUAGCUAUCGCCUGUCGAUCCUUGUACCGUCCAGACUUAUGGUUUAACAAUAUAUUGAUCGAGGAAUACAAUUAUAUGAUUUAGCAAGAUUUGAGUAUGA